GGAGGAGGAAAGCAGCAUCCUUCAUCAGAGGAGAGAAAAGAGGCAAAGAAGAGGCAGAGAAAACGCUGGGACAGAGAAGAAAACCAAGGAGGGGAAGAAAGACAGAUGGUGUCUGAGAGGGGGACAGACAGAGGGACAAGAGACAAAAACAGACAAAGGAGACAGGAAGAGAGAGAGGCUGUAAAAUCCAUCCUGUGGGCCGGAGCCGAUCAGCUGACUGCAACUCACCGGGGAGGAGGAGGAGCCAUGAUGGGCAAGGAUUACAUGCUGGCUAUCAUCAUCGUCAACUAUGAUGAUAAUAUCUGGACAGACCAGAACCUCCUUCUGGAUCCAGAUCUUCCCUCUGGCUGGAGGACCAUAAAAGACUCCACUGGGACCUACUACUGGCACAUUCCUACUGGUACCACCCAGUGGCAGCAUCCUCGCCUUACUGGGAUACCAAAGCCUCUUGAAACACAACAGGAAGAGGGAGUAGAGCAGAGCUGCAGUACAGAGGCACAGGGAGCUGCUGAGGAAUGGUCUUCAUUCCAGGAUGAUUACCUCAGCAACCAUGACCCCGACUCGAAGUGCUUUGCUGUUCGCUCUCUAGGCUGGCUGCAGGUGGAGGAGGAGGAUCUUUCUCCCGGGCGCAGCAGCUUAGCUGUCAGUAACGUCAUCCAGCAGCUGUCUCACUGCAGCAGUCCGGAGCAGAGAGACAGGUCGGGGGCCUGGGGGGAGGGUCGGGAGAUGAUGCUGGUUCUAAAGAAAGAUACCUUGACCCUGUUGGACCCAUUAGACCACACCCCUCUCCACUGUCAGCCAAUCAUCAACAUUCGUGUGUGGGGGGUGGGCUGUAACAAUGGCAGGGACAGGGACUUUGCCUUUGUGGCUGGAGAUAAGGACAGCUGUGUUCUGAAGUGUCAUGUGUUUCGGUGUAACGCUCCAGCCAAAGCAAUCGCAUCAGCUCUCCACGAGAUGUGCUCAAAGAUGAUCUCAGAGAAAUCCGUGAUGAGGCCUUCACGCUCUCUCACCAUGGAGAGUAUCUCACCUGAAGACCUACCCAGACAAGUGGAGUUUUUAGAGGCAGUGCGGCAGCAGGUCCAGAAAUUUGAGGUGCAGUACAUCGGAAACCUUCCAGUGUCCAGAGCUAUGGGGAUGGAGGUUUUGAACAGAGCCAUCGAGAGCAUUAUGAACUCUACAGACCGGGAUGACUGGGAGCCAACAGUGAUUCACAUCAACGACAAAGUUCUUUCUCUGUGGAAGGGGGAGGCUGGAGACCAGCCCCUCUGGGAGUGUCAGGUACGUUUCCUCACCUUUCUGGGUGUCGGGCACGACAGCCGCACCUUCGCCGUGAUUGUUGAUGCCGGCACACAGCAGUUUGAGUGUCACGUGUUCUGGUGCGAACCGGAUGCAGGGAUCAUCUCCGAGGCUGUCCAGGCUGCCUGCAUGGUCCAGUACCAGAAGUGUCUGGUGGCUCAGACUCCACCUCCUAGAACCAAAUCAUGGCGUGUGACUCCAUCAAAGGUGAAACGAGCAAACUCGAUGGAUGGAGCCGCCUUUCCGCCACUCUCAUCGCAUCACAUCAGAAGCAGCAGCUCCAGCCUGAUGAGUGCAACCAAGGGCGGCAGCAACAAUGUCAGGAAAGGGAUGAUGGCAUUCUUUGAGACGUUCCGCAACAAACAAACUGCCACCUCAUAGUGAUGGGGGCAGGGCCGCUGGAUGCUGUCGUUAAACUGGACUGAAAUCCCCAGGCCAGCAUCUAAACCGGCUGAAACUCUGGGGCUAGGUCCACCAGAGGAGCAGCUACUUGAUGAAUGUCUGCAGAUGUCUGACCAAUCAGAACCAUUGAUUCCUGCACUUCUUCCCUUAUAGAGCAAACCAAACUGUAGAAAGAACAUAAACUGAACUGACUCAGGGUCUUCAGGUUUGAAAUGUGAAUUAAAAAAACCUCUCCUUGACAAAAACAACUAUGAACCUUUUGGUGAAGUGAUCAGGAAUCAGAAGGAUUUCUGCAUCUGAUUUUCCUGAAAUGAUCUUAAAAUGCAGAAAUGAGGAAUUAGAGCAGAACAGAUUUAGUUUGUAUGUUUGCCCAUGCUUCAACUGGAGUUGGACCUUAGACUCAGUCAUACAGCUAAAAGUAGCAGUGAGGGCUUCUGACCACCAGGGGGCAGGAAUUAGCCUGAAGUUAUGGCACCAUUAGGGCGGCUGACAUAACCAUAGAAAAAGCUGUUUUUUCUCCUGGAUGGUUGAAGGUUUUGCAGGUUUAGUCUGUUUUUAGGUUUCAGAAAGUUAUAAGCUGUAGAGGCUUGUUUUGUCUGUAGCUAAGAUCAACCAGUUUAGCCCAGAAACAUUUAAUGAUGUCAUGUAUAAAAUAACCUGAAUAAAAUAAA
Cyprinodon variegatus (sheepshead minnow) is the source of this 2369-nucleotide messenger RNA. RefSeq names its product amyloid beta (A4) precursor protein-binding, family B, member 3 (gene apbb3). Bases 106 to 1677 code for a protein of 523 amino acids. Gene Ontology annotation, molecular function: transcription factor binding; amyloid-beta binding. The record is from RefSeq and is a predicted model, not a curated record. The transcript has 13 exons. Gene Ontology annotation, cellular component: cytoplasm; nucleus. NCBI's taxonomy places the organism in Eukaryota, Metazoa, Chordata, Actinopteri, Cyprinodontiformes, Cyprinodontidae. Gene Ontology annotation, biological process: regulation of DNA-templated transcription.